AUGAAUGAAUCAAAUGAUUCUUAUAAGAGUGAUGAAAAUGGAGAUUAUAUAAAUAAUCACUCGCCAACAUUCAAUACAGAACCACAGUCUCGUUCUAUUUUCUCUCUAGGGAGUAUUGUUUUGCUGGGUGCUCUUUUUUCUUUACUAUUUAUUCUUAUAUUCUUCUAUUUUAGAAUAAAUAAUAUGAGAACUGUGGCUAUUUAUAAAGAAAGCUGGUAUUAGAAGAUAUUCUAUCUUGAUAUAAUAUUUCGGGCUACCCUGUCUAUGCCAUGAGUGCUGUGGGGCAUUUAUUGAUUUUAACUUGUUCUGUUAAAUUAUUUGUACGCACAUUUAUCUAUUAUAAUAACACUUCGAAUAUAAGAAUUUCAUUUUAGGCAUUACAUUUUACAUUUAGUAAAAUUUCUUUAUAUA
This is a messenger RNA of Nematocida parisii ERTm1, 411 nucleotides long. RefSeq lists its product as uncharacterized. The record is from RefSeq and is a predicted model, not a curated record. Lineage: Eukaryota; Fungi; Microsporidia. Bases 1 to 222 code for a protein of 73 amino acids. The transcript has a single exon.